AUGCUUCCCGAGCUGGAAACUCUUACUCCUCCAUCUCCCCAGGGUGAGUCUUUCUUCAUGACCACGUAUCCUGGCGACACGUACGACAAGGCCGGUGUUGGAGCUGCCAAUGUGGCCACGUCUGCCCCCUCGGGGGUCUCUGUGACCUCCGCCACCAUCACACCCGCCCAGCAGGCUGCCCAGAAGGCCGCGGGACACCCGGCCAUCCAGGGCACCGAGCCCAUUCCCACAAAGUCGCUCCAGAUCCGCACAGACAAGCCCCGGCCCCAUGUUUGUCUCACGUGCACCCGGUCGUUUGCGCGGCUGGAGCAUCUCAAGCGUCACGAGCGCUCCCACACCAAGGAGCGCCCAUUCCAGUGCCCCAUUUGCGAGCGGUGUUUUGCGCGCCGCGAUUUGCUGCUGCGACACAGACAGAAGUUGCACGCCAACUUCCCCGAGUCCCCCAAGGGCAAGGUCUCUCGUCGGCGGUCCAGUGUGGCGGUUAAGAGUGAUGUUUCCCAGGCAGUACAGAGCCAAGUUACACAGAGCCAGCAACAGACACAGACACAAACGCAGCACCCGAGUCAGACACAAACCCAACAGGGUCAGGUGACACAGCACCAAACGCCUAGUCAGACACACAACCAACCACCACACCCGAGUCAAGUGACACAGACACAGACACAGACACACCUUCACCACCACCAACCCACGCCAUCACAAUCGCAACCACAGCCACCACACGGCAUGUCGCCGACGGGGUCGGUUCUGACGUCGGCCAUGUCGCCGCCGGCUUUCUCCAACCCCUUCUCCAACCCGUUCGACAAGACGUUCGACAAGAUGGCAUUCGACAAGACAUCGUUUUCGGACCUCCUAAUGCACCCCGAAAACCACAUGGACAACGACCGGGAGCUGCGGGGCCGCCGAACGCGCCCGGCGUCGUUUUCGGCAUCAUCGUCGGCAUCGUAUCUCCGUGACGCAGACAUUGAUAUGCUCAAGGACAAGUUCCCAAUCGACGACCACGUGCAAGUGGAGUUUUCCACACCCCAGCUGGCGCCGGCAACGCUGGCCAACCCGGACUACUGCAUCGACGAGGUGCUGUUGUCACAGGGCCAGUCGUCGUUCGUCAACCCGCGGCUGCUCAACCACGAGUCGCCCGACGACUCCAGCGUCAAACACGAGCCCCUCAUGUCAAUGUUUUCCGGCGAUAUGGCCAACGACGACUUUGACUGGAUGUCCCAGUACGUUGAUACCAGUGACGGCCAGAACCAGACCCAGAACCAGACCCAGAACCAGACCCAGAACCAGACCCAGAACCAGACCCAGAACCAGACCCAGAACCAGUCCCACGGUCAGAGCCAGUCGUCACACCCCGGCAUGUCCCUGCUGACAUCGUCGGCGUCGCCCAUGAUGGCGUUUGCACCGUCGGACAUGAUUCUCACACCCCCCAACUCGAUGCAGUUCCACACCAACUUUGCCCCGUCCACGGGCUCCGGUGCCGGCUCCGCGCCCCCCAUGGACCUCGACAAUCUCGAUCUCGAUCUCGACUUCCAGAGCAACGGUAACAGCAACGGCAACGGCAACAGUGGCCAUUCCGGGCCAGCCGCCACACACACAAUCAACUCGACGGAAGACGUGCAUUCGUUCCUCGAAUCGCUCAACCAGGACUACCAGCCGAUGCACAAUGCCGAUCAGGGCGUUGCGGGUGCUGGCGUUCAGGUCCCCGGCCCCGGUCAUAUGCACCCCUCGAUACUCCAACAACAGCAACAACAGCCCAGCCCGCCAACGUACCAGGGCCCCACAAUCACGCCGCAGAUCCGUCUCGAGAUUCUGAAUGUGUUGUCGACGCCCACGCCGUACCAGACGGCGUUCAAGCUGCCCAAUACGGCGGACCUGCAGCGCUACGUGGUGGCGUUCCAGGACCACUUUGCCAAGCACUUGCCGUUCCUGCACUCGACCCUUGAGUUCAACAACGACAACAUUCCGCUGGCGCUGUGCAUGGCAGCCAUUGGAGCGCGCUAUCUGUUUGAGUUUGAUGUGGCCCAGUCCAUCUUCGAGGUGUCGCGGUGCUGCGUGCACGCCUAUCUCGAGCGGCGGCGGGGCAAGGGCUCUCAGCAGGGCAGCCCUCAGCAGGGUGUUUCCGGCACCGGCUCAGGCAGCACCGACACGCCCAUCUGGCUGAUCCAGGCGCUGACGCUGGGCGUUGUCUACGGACUGUUUUCCGACGACGCGUUGGUCAACGAUAUUGCAGUGGCGCAGGCGUCGGCCGUGGUGUCUCUGGCGCGGGCGGCGGGUCUGCAUCUGCCGGCGCACAACUUUUUCUCGCUGCCGGGGCCCGACUCGUCCGUGUCCGACAAGUGGCACUACUUCAUCAAUGUGCAGACGCGGAUCCGAACUCUUCACGCGAUCCACGCGCUGUCGUGCCUGGUGGCCACGGGCUACAAUGUGUGCACGAGUCUGAAAAACUCGGACAUUGUGUGCGGCUCGCCAUGCGACGAAUCGCUCUGGUCGUCGCAGUGUGCCAAUGAGUGGUGGGACAUUGUGAAGCGGAAGGAGCUGGACGGCUCGCUCAAGACGACCGUCGGGGGCCCCUCGUACGGACAGUGUCUCACUUCGCUGAUCCAAGGCCACACCCUGGUGGACAAGAUUCCGCAGUUUACGCUGCUGUCGCUCAUGUACGGCGCGCUGCUGGAGAUUUCUGAGCGGCGUAAGGUGUUCAACCGCAACUGGCACGGCUCCAGCGAGGAGAAGCAGCGGGCGUGGCUCAAUCUGCAGAAGAAGCCGAUCGAGAGCUUUCUGCGGACGUGGGAAACCACGUGGAGCAUGUCGCCGCUGGCGUCGCUGUCGCCGAACUCGCAGUACGGCCCGCUGAUGAGCGACGCCAUUCCGCUGAGCUCGCUGGCGCACGUGCGCACUUAUGUGGAUCUGCAGCCGGUCAAGGAGGCGUUUGCCAAGCGCAACUUCCAGCUGAUGGGCGAGGAGCUGUCGCGGCUGGAUGACGGUAUGUCUGUGGACUUCCACGGGCUACUGGAGGCGGCGUCGUACUCUGCGGACUCGAUUUCGCUGUGGGAAAAGCACUCUGUGCGAUGGACCAUGGAGACGCUGGUGUCGCAGACCUUUAUCCACGCGCUGAUGGCGAUUUUCGACUGCGGGCUGGUGGUGUCUGAGUUUUUCCGACGGCUGGAGCUCAAGCCCAAGUCCAUGUGGACGGACGCUGAGGCGCAGCUGUGGAUCCGCAUGUCGAAGAUUCUGUUCCGGGUGUGCGAGUCUGUCAAGGACAAGGACGGCUCGAUCGAUCUGGGCGUGCUGGCAAUUGACCAUUUGCCCACGCCGGAGAUUGGCAAUCCCAAGCAGCGGCUGUCGCUAUUGACGCUGCAUGUGGUGUCCAAAAUGCUCACCAGUGUCUAUGUGUGGCCGUAUAUGAAGACGAUGGCCGAGGCGUUGAGGUUUCGGGCACGCCAGAUUCGGUGA
This is a messenger RNA of Yarrowia lipolytica CLIB122, 3450 nucleotides long. RefSeq lists its product as uncharacterized. Gene Ontology annotation, cellular component: chromatin. Gene Ontology annotation, biological process: regulation of transcription by RNA polymerase II. Gene Ontology annotation, molecular function: DNA-binding transcription factor activity, RNA polymerase II-specific; RNA polymerase II cis-regulatory region sequence-specific DNA binding. The record is from RefSeq and is a predicted model, not a curated record. NCBI's taxonomy places the organism in Eukaryota, Fungi, Ascomycota, Dipodascomycetes, Dipodascales.